Messenger RNA from Trifolium pratense (red clover), 3400 nucleotides. Its product is annotated as cellulose synthase-like protein D4. The record is from RefSeq and is a predicted model, not a curated record. Gene Ontology annotation, cellular component: trans-Golgi network; plasma membrane. The coding region runs from base 1 to 3318 and encodes 1105 amino acids. The transcript has 5 exons. Gene Ontology annotation, biological process: plant-type primary cell wall biogenesis; cellulose biosynthetic process. Gene Ontology annotation, molecular function: cellulose synthase (UDP-forming) activity; mannan synthase activity. Lineage: Eukaryota; Viridiplantae; Streptophyta; Magnoliopsida; Fabales; Fabaceae.
AUGGCAUCAUUGACGAAUCAACCUUCGAAGAAAUCUUCGCGUGGUGGCGAUAAGCAAGGCAUAAAAUUUGCAAGAAGAACAUCAAGUGGAAAAUAUGUUAGUUUAUCAAAAGAAGAUAUUGAAAUGGCUUCAUCAGAUGUAUCAGGUGAUUAUAUGAAUUACAGUGUUCACAUUCCCCCAACCCCUGAUAACCAACCAAUGGAUGAUAGUUCUGUUGCAAUGAAAGCUGAAGAACAAUAUGUUUCAAAUUCUUUAUUUACUGGAGGAUUCAAUAGUGUAACAAGAGCUCAUCUAAUGGACAGAGUAAUUGAUUCUGAAGUCACUCAUCCACAAAUGGCGGGGGCUAAAGGAUCUUCUUGUUCAAUUUGUGAUGGAAAAGUUAUGAAGGAUGAAAGAGGAAAUGAUAUCACUCCAUGUGAGUGUAGGUUCAAGAUUUGUAGAGAUUGUUUUUUAGAUGCACAAAAAGAAACCGGCAAGUGUCCUGGUUGUAAGGAGAAAUACAAAGUAACAGAAUAUGAGGAUGACAGCCAUGAAUUUUCAAAUGUAGCAUUGUCAUUACCAGGAACAAAUGGUUCAAAACAAAAUCGAAAUGGAGAAUUUGAUCACAAUAAGUGGUUGUUUGAGAGUGAUGGUACCUAUGGAGUUGGCAAUGCAUAUUGGCCUCCAGAUGAUGAUGAAGAAAAUGGUAUGCAUGAAGGAAUAUUGGAUGGUGAAGAGACGCCUUGGAAGCCUUUGUGCAGAGUAAUACCGAUUCCAUCUGGCAUCAUAAGUCCAUAUAGGUUGCUUAUUGCCGUUCGCUUAGUCGUGAUGUGCUUCUUCUUACAUUGGAGAGUGUUUCACCCAAAUGAAGAAGCAGUGUGGUUGUGGCUUAUGUCAAUUACUUGUGAGAUAUGGUUUGGAUUCUCGUGGAUACUGGACCAAAUUCCAAAGCUUUGUCCGGUGAAUCGUUCCACCGACCUUGUUGUUCUUCAUGAGAAAUUUGACAGUCCAUCACCAUCAAAUCCAACAGGGAGAUCUGAUCUACCCGGUGUUGACCUAUUUGUGUCCACUGCUGAUCCCGAGAAGGAGCCACCUCUUACAACUGCCAAUACCAUUCUUUCCAUCUUAGCAGUUGAUUAUCCUGUGGAAAAGGUUGCUUGUUAUGUUUCAGAUGAUGGAGGUGCUCUAUUGACUUUCGAAGCCAUGGCUGAGGCUGCAAGUUUUGCUGAUUUAUGGGUUCCUUUUUGUCGCAAACACAAUAUCGAGCCAAGGAAUCCUGAUUCUUACUUUUCCUUAAAAGUCGAUCCUACCAAGAACAAGAGUAAAGUGGAUUUUGUUAAGGACCGAAGAAAGGUCAAAAGGGAGUACGAUGAGUUCAAAGUGCGCAUCAAUGGACUUCCUGAUUCUAUUAGGAGAAGAUCUGAUGCAUUUAAUGCAAGAGAGGAAAUGAAGAUGAUGAAGCAUUUGAGGGAGAAUAAGGUUGACCCUUUGGAGCCUAUCAAAGUAUUAAAGGCCACUUGGAUGGCUGAUGGCACCCAUUGGCCCGGUACUUGGAUUACUGCUUCUAGCGAACAUGCUAAAGGCGAUCAUGCUGGAAUACUUCAGGUGAUGCUAAAGCCUCCAAGUCCUGAUCCAUUAAUGGGGAGUGAAGACGAUAAGGUCAUAGAUUUCUCUACGGUAGAUACACGUUUGCCGAUGUUAGUAUAUGUAUCUCGAGAGAAGAGGCCAGGAUAUGAUCACAACAAGAAAGCUGGUGCCAUGAAUGCACUUGUUCGAGCAUCUGCAAUCCUAUCAAAUGGACCAUUCAUUCUCAACCUUGACUGUGAUCACUAUAUCUAUAAUUGCAAGGCAGUACGUGAAGGAAUGUGCUUCAUGAUGGAUAGAGGUGGUGAAGACAUAUGUUAUAUUCAGUUCCCUCAAAGAUUUGAAGGUAUUGAUCCCUCAGAUCGCUAUGCCAAUCACAACACUGUUUUCUUUGACGGAAACAUGAGAGCCCUCGACGGUCUCCAAGGUCCAUUCUAUGUAGGAACUGGGUGCAUGUUCAGGCGAUUUGCAUUGUACGGAUUUAACCCUCCCACAGGCGAUUGGGAUAUGAAAAAUCCUAAACAUAAUUGUACUGAAGAAGCCUGUGAAACUACACCGGCCUUAAAUGUGAGCGAGUUCGAUGAAGAUCUAGAUGUAAACUUGUUGCCCAAGCGCUUUGGUAAUUCAACCAUGUUGGCUGAGAGCAUACCAGUUGCUGAAUUCCAAGGACGCCCUCUUGCAGAUCAUCCUGCUGUCAAGUAUGGACGCCCACCAGGUGAACUUAGGAAGCCUCGAACACCGCUUGAUGCUAGUACAGUAGCAGAAUCUGUCUCUGUCAUUUCUUGUUGGUAUGAAGACAAGACGGAAUGGGGAGAUAGAGUGGGAUGGAUUUAUGGGUCGGUGACAGAGGACGUGGUUACAGGGUACCGCAUGCACAAUCGUGGAUGGCGUUCUGUAUAUUGUGUAACCAAACGAGAUGCAUUUCGUGGAUCGGCACCAAUUAACCUUACUGAUCGACUACACCAGGUGCUAAGAUGGGCCACCGGUUCUGUUGAGAUCUUCUUCUCAAAGAACAAUGCAUUCCUCGGAAGUAAACGCCUAAAAAUUUUACAACGUCUUGCUUACCUCAAUGUUGGAAUCUACCCCUUCACCUCCGUCUUCCUCAUUGUGUAUUGCUUCCUCCCAGCACUCUCAUUGUUCUCUGGAUAUUUUAUCGUGCAAACCCUUAGUAUCGCAUUCUUAAUCUACUUGCUCACCAUGACUGUGUGUCUGGUGGCACUUGCCAUUCUCGAGGUUAAGUGGUCCGGUGUAGAGUUGGAGCAGUGGUGGAGAAAUGAACAAUUUUGGCUCAUUUCUGGCACUAGUGCUCACUUGGCCGCUGUCGUGCAGGGACUCUUAAAAGUGAUGGCAGGUAUCGAGAUUUCUUUUACUUUGACGUCCAAAUCAGCAGGAGAGGACAACGAUGAUAUCUUCGCAGAUUUGUAUAUAGUCAAAUGGACCUCCCUAAUGAUUCCACCAAUUGUUAUUGCCAUGGUAAAUAUCAUUGCCAUUGCAGUUGCAUUUUCUAGGACAAUUUAUAGUGCAAAUCCACAAUGGAGUAAGUUUAUAGGAGGAGGAUUCUUUAGUUUAUGGGUUCUUGCUCAUUUGUAUCCAUUUGCAAAAGGAUUGAUGGGAAGGAGAGGGAAGACACCCACCAUUGUAUUUGUGUGGUCGGGUCUCAUCGCAAUUAUACUUUCUUUACUUUGGGUUUCCAUUAGCCCGCCUACGGGUGCUGAUGCUACAGACGGUGGUGGUGGAGAUUUCCAAUUUCCAUAAAAAUGCUAAUCCUUGCUUAUGAAUUGUAACAAUAUUGUCUUAUGAUUGUAACAAUAUUAGUAAUGCAUCUAUGUAAAUCUAG